Molecule: messenger RNA, 737 nt
Organism: Cucurbita maxima (winter squash)
Lineage: Eukaryota; Viridiplantae; Streptophyta; Magnoliopsida; Cucurbitales; Cucurbitaceae
Exons: 6
Coding region: 123-596 (157 amino acids)
Biological process (GO): protein targeting
Cellular component (GO): membrane
Source: RefSeq, a predicted model, not a curated record
UCCACAGGCCCAACUAUACUGCGUGCAUUUUCAUUGUUCAUUCUAAAGGCGCGCUCAUUGUAGUUGCAGUCUACGAGAAGCCUGAAAUUUUCGAGUGGGCGUUAUUGAACUCUUGCUCUAGGAUGGUGAUCGCUUCUGCACUUGGGGCUAAUCAUAUUGGAAUGACUUCUCUUCCUCAUUCGAAUCGACCAUUUCGAGUUCAUUACAACACAGCCAGAUUCAACAAGGCCAACCUCUUUCAGGGACUGCCCACAAGGAUUUCCGGAAGGGGUGGACAUCUCUAUGCUGAUCGAAUGGGCUUUAACCAUGCUGCAUCUGGAAGAGAUAAUCCGCAACUGAGGUUUAAUGAUGAAUUGCCUCCUGAACCCUUCUUCUUGGGUAUAAUUAAAGAAACCGUUUGGGGAUUGAGAUCAUUAUUCAUAUUUCUGGCCGAGCAGCCCAGUCAACUGAAGUACAUUGAGUGGCCUAGCUUCCAAAGCACGCUAAAGACUGCUACAUUCGCUCUUGUUCUCGUUGCACUGUUGAUUGUAGCACUCUCAUCAGUGGAUUCGGUGCUCAGCUUCAUUUUAACUUUCAUUCUCAGAAGGACCUCAUAAUGAAUUCUGGUACUUUUCACUUCUUGUUAAAAAUACUCUCAGAAGUUAAACUUUUCUUGGUGUAUAUUAAUGUUGUUGGAGAUGUUUACACUAGCGUGUCUAUGAAAUAAUGCCGUAAGGAAAGUAUAGAGAAUAUUGUCU